AUGUGGGCAAUGAAGAUGCUAAAGAAGGAUUGGAAUGAAGCGGCGGAUCAAAGACUAAAUGGGUUGAAUGAGCUUGAUGAGUUUCCCCUCAAAGCCUAUGAAAGUUCAGCCAUCUAUAAAUACAAUAUGAAGCAGUACCACGACCAAAGGAUUGAAAAGCGAGAAUCUGUUGUUGGGGAAUUGGUGCUUCUAUUCAACUAUAAGCUACGCUUGUUUCCAAGAAAUCUCCCGUCUAAGUGGACAGGACCAUUCCUCAUCACUAAAGUGUUCCCACAUGGAGCGGUUGAGUUGGAUAAUAAGGAGAGCGCAAGGUUCACAGUUAACGGACAAAGGAUUAAGAUCUACCUGGGGCAUGCAGAGAGUGUCCAUGAAGUGGUUGAGACAUAUCACCUUGAUGAAUUUUGA
Messenger RNA from Solanum pennellii, 405 nucleotides. RefSeq lists its product as uncharacterized. The record is from RefSeq and is a predicted model, not a curated record. Lineage: Eukaryota; Viridiplantae; Streptophyta; Magnoliopsida; Solanales; Solanaceae. The coding region runs from base 1 to 405 and encodes 134 amino acids. The transcript has a single exon.